Scomber japonicus (chub mackerel) is the source of this 1783-nucleotide messenger RNA. Its product is annotated as N-acyl-aromatic-L-amino acid amidohydrolase (carboxylate-forming) B-like. Gene Ontology annotation, molecular function: hydrolase activity, acting on ester bonds; aminoacylase activity. The transcript is spliced from 7 exons. The record is from RefSeq and is a predicted model, not a curated record. The coding region runs from base 90 to 1043 and encodes 317 amino acids. NCBI's taxonomy places the organism in Eukaryota, Metazoa, Chordata, Actinopteri, Scombriformes, Scombridae.
GUCGGCAAGAGGAACGGCUGUAGACUGGGACAACCUGGACCUGGUCUGCUAUCUACUCGACAAUCAUUCAUUCAUGUCUGUGCGUGUGAAUGGUUAAUGGGCCUGACUGGAAGAUGGAGCACGUCUCUGUCCCACCAUUGUCCCGUAUUGCCGUUUGUGGCGGCACCCACGGAAAUGAGAUGUCAGGCGUGUAUAUGGUGAGGGAAAUGCAGAAACAGAAGGUGGAUAUUGCUGGAUCUGUUUCUGUAACCACCUGCCUAUCAAAUCCAGCAGCUGUCGAUGCUUGCAGAAGAUACAUAGAAACAGAUCUCAACCGCUGUUUCACAAAUGCCUUACUGAGUGGCCCCAUAACAGACUCCACAUCCCUUGAGUUGAGAAGAGCCCACGAGCUGAAUGCUCUCCUUGGGCCUAAAGGAAGCUCAGAGGCUAUGGAUCUGGUCUGCGAUAUUCACAACACCACUGCCAACAUGGGCCUGUGCCUCAUCUUUUACUCCUUAGACUGGAUCACCCUGCACAUUUUUAAAUAUAUACAGAGCAAGAUGACGUCUGCCCCCGUGAGAGCAAUCCAGCUGGAUAUACCAAUUUCUGAGGCUUACUCCCUAGAAUCAGUGGGCAAACAUGGCUUUGCGAUUGAAGUCGGCCCUCAACCCCACGGAGUGCUCAGAGCUGAUAUCUAUAACGUUGUGAAGGAAGCGGUGGACCUCACACUAGAGUGGCUUCAAAAAUUACAUUCUGGAACCACUUUUGAAGGCGGUAAGGUGGAAGCAUUCAGUUUGGUGAGGAGCAUUGACUACCCGAGGGAUCCUACGACCAGUGAAAUUACUGCUGCCAUACAUCCAGACCUACAGGAUAAUGACUUCGAGCUUCUCCAGCCGGGCGACCCCAUAUUCAAGUCAUUUUCUGGUGAGACGGUGAAACACGAGGGUGAAGAACUCUACCCUUUCUUUGUGAAUGAGUGCGCCUACUAUGAGAAGAAGAUUGCUUUCCAUUUAGCUCAGAAGAAAACUCUGACCAUUCCAUCCAUCAGUGUGAAGAAGGACUGAAAGUACAGAGAUGGAAUCAGACCAAGAUGUACUGGAGAGACUUUAUAUUAUAAGUACAGAAAUGAUUUGUAUGCUGCUCCAUGUAUAAACACACUUUAAAUGACAAUGAAUCACAUUAUUAUUAUAUUAUUCUCAGGAGAAAACACACAGCACUAUGCAAUGAUGAUAAAAUGUUCUACAUGUGCUGGGCAUGAUAACAUGAUUACCUCGUUAUACUGUGUACCACCUCACUAUAUGUUUGAAGCCUCCUCUGUGAGAGCUCAUAGUGAAAUGAUGAUGUUGUACUUUACUUAAUAAUAUUGCACAGUUGGUGGAGUUAUAAUCCUUCUCUUCCUGACUGUAUAUUAAGUGGAAACAAUUACCCUAAGGACGCUGAUCUUUUUGCACUGUAUCAAUGGUGCAAAACAAUGAUGAAUGAAAACAUGGUUCACUUUGAGUGUUUUGACCUGAAUUGGAUCUUUUUUAAGGUCAAAAGAUUGCAAACAGUUGCCAACAGAUUUGUGAUUGUAUGCUUAUGUAGGACAGAGGGGAAAAAACAAUUGAAAGACUUAAGGUCUGGUAUAGGAAUGAAAUUCACAACAUAAUUGCUUCUCAUUGUCUUCAUCCAGGUGGAUAAAUUAAACAGUUUUAAUAACUUAAAACAUGUCCAGAGGGUAUUGUUGACAAAGAGUAUUAAAAUAACCAUAUGAUUGAUAUGAUACAAUCAAUAAUGAAGUUUAUUAAAAGGUUUUAUGAUUAAA